Molecule: messenger RNA, 1700 nt
Organism: Orcinus orca (killer whale)
Lineage: Eukaryota; Metazoa; Chordata; Mammalia; Artiodactyla; Delphinidae
Product: antizyme inhibitor 1-like
Biological process (GO): positive regulation of polyamine transmembrane transport; negative regulation of protein catabolic process
Cellular component (GO): cytoplasm
Molecular function (GO): ornithine decarboxylase activator activity; ornithine decarboxylase activity
Source: RefSeq, a predicted model, not a curated record
GUCCCCGAAACCUAUGGCCCAGGCGGCCUUGGGUAUUUCUGCUCAAGGUAACCACAUCCCUCUUUUAAAAUUCCGCCUAAAAAGAGAAGACGCUUUACCCGACUCUUUGGGCCGUAAUCUCACGGCGAACUUUCUGACCAAGUAUACAGCUACCUAGAGGGCCUAGGAGAAGUGCAGUAUAGAGAGCAGUUCGACUUCAACGCUGAGCCACCUUGGGAAGCUAGAUGAUGAUAGGCGGGUUCCAUCUCCUAACUUGUCCAUUUUGUUGCAUAUUCUAAGGACCCAGAUGUAAGGCUUGGUGGCCCGUCUCUUGUUUUUCCUGGUUUAUGACUUUCGGCUUUGUGGAAUAUGGCUGAGAUGAAAGGAUUUAUUGACGAUGCAAACUACUCCGUUGGCCCGUUGGAUGAAGGAACAAACCUUGGAAAUGUUGUUGAUAACUAUGUUUAUGAACAUAUCCUGACAGGGAAAAAUGCAUUUUUUUGGGGAGAUCUUGGAAAGAUUGUGAAGAAACACAGUCAGUGGCAGAACACAGUGGCCCAGAUAAAGCCAUUCUACAUGGUAAAGUGCAACUCCACUCCAGCUGUACUUGACAUUUGGGCAGCUCUUGGAACUGGAUUUGCUUGUUCCAGUAAAACUGAAAUGGCUUUAGUGCAAGAAUUGGGUGUAUCUCCAGAAAACAUCAUUUACAUAAGUCCUGGCAAGCAAGAGUCUCAGAUAAAGUAUGUGGCAAAAGUUGGAGUGAAUAUCAUGACAUGUGGCAAUGAAGUCAAAUUGAAGACAAUUGCACAUGAUGACCCAAAUGCCAAGGUCUUACUACAUAUCGCAACAGAAGAUAAUAUUGGAGGUGAAGAGGGUAAAAAGUUUGGCACUACCCUGAAGAAAUGUAGGCAUCUUUUGGAAUGUGCUAAGGAACUUGAUGUCCAAAUUAUUGGGGUUAAAUUUCAUGUUUCAAGUGCUUGCAAAGAAUCUCAAGUAUAUGUACAUGCUCUAUCUGAUGCUCGAUGUGUAUUUGAUAUGGCUGGAGAAUUUGGCUUCGCAAUGAACAUGUUAGACAUUGGCUUCACAGGAACCGAAUUUCGAUUGGAAGAGGUUAAUCAUGUUAUCAGCCCUUUGUUGGAUGUCUACUUUCCUGAAGGAUCUGACACUAAGAUAAUUUCUGAACCCGGAAGCUACUAUGUGUCUUCUGCAUUUACACUUGCAGUUAAUAUCAUUGCAAAGAAAGUUGUUGAAAAUAAGUUUUCCUCUGGAGUAGGAAAAACCGGAAGUGAUGAACCAACCUUCAUGUAUUAUAUGAACGACGGUGUUUAUGGUUCUUUUGCAAGUAAACUGUCUGAGGACUUAAAUACCAUUCCAGAGGUUCACAAGAAAUACAAGGAAGAUGAGCCUCUGUUUACAAGCAGCCUUUGGGGUCCAUCCUGUGAUGAGCUUGAUCAAAUUGUGGAAAACUGUCUUCUUCCUGAGCUGAAUGUGGGAGAUUGGCUUAUCUUUGAUAACAUGGGAGCAGAUUCUUUCACGAACCAUCUGCUUUUAAUGAUUUUCAGAGGCCAGCUAUUUAUUAUAUGAUGUCAUAUAGUGAUUGGUAUGAGAUGCAAGAUUCUGGAAUUACUUCAGACACAAUGAUGAAGAACUUCUUCUUUGUGCCUUCUUGCAUUCAGUUGAGCCAAGAAGACAGCUUUUCCACUGAAGCUUUAGCAGGCAUU